AGUACCCAUCAGGUCCACUGUUUUAAGAUUAAACAGCUGCCUUAGCCAGGAACACCUCAACAAUGGCGGGCUAUCUUGAAGCUUAGUUAGUGGUCUUAGUACAAGAUUCUAGCGGAUCAAGUCGCUAUCGCGAGGCCGCCGAUAAUCCUGGAAAAACAACUUUCUUUUGUGAAUCCAUUCAUCUUGUCAAAAGGUACACACGGGGAAAAUUAGAAGCCUAUGCGUCACGUCUUCGUUGAUAGCAACUAAUUACCGUGAUUUACUACGGUGAUUCACGGCUUAGAAACGAAUCUUACAGAUUUAAGUCGCGCCAUCAACGUUCAAAAUAUUACUCCCGCGUGGCCAAUAUUACGGAAUGGUCGAUAAGUGUUGUUAGAUAUUCGGCAUAUUCAUUGAUGUUCAGAAGAUGGAGAACCCCUCUAUAGAGCCCGACGCUAGGGAGUCUUUGGGUGUCGAACCCAAGACUGAACCAGACAAUCGACCAAGCGUAAACGAUGGACCUGAAGCAGUUGAGGUUGAAGCCGACGAAACAGGCGCAAACGACACCACGUCAAAGAAGAGACCAUUAGGUUUCUACCUCUCCUUCCUUGCCGUCAACAUCUUAGUCUUCCUAUUCGCCCUAGACACUACUACUCUCGCGGUGGCUAUUCCGGCUAUCGCGUCCGAACUCCAUGCUACCACUUUAGAGUCAUUUUGGGCGGGAAUAUCGUAUCUGUUAGGUGUCGUGGUCAGCCAACCUCUAUAUGCGAGUGUUUCCAAUGUUUUCGGCCGUAAGCCGCCUCUUUACGUGGCUUUCGUAUUUUUAAUCGCUGGUACUCUCACAUUUGCCCUCGCUAAGAAUAUGGAGUCGAUUGUUGCCGGCCGCGUUCUCCAAGGUUUGGGUGGCGGAGGUCUUGACGUCCUCGGCGAGAUCAUUGUGACCGACAUGACCACCCUCAAAGACAGACCUACGUAUCUUGGAAUCAUGGCUCUACCUAUCGCGAUAGGUAGCAUCAUCGGACCAACGAUUGGUGCGCUUUUUAGCGACUACGUUACUUGGAGAUGGAUAGGUUGGAUUAACCUGCCUUUUCUCGGUGUUGCCUGCCCUCUUCUAGUCCUGUUCCUCCGAUUACGAAAGCUCGAUUCGUCCCUCGAGGACAAGGUGAAACGCCUGGACUGGGGUGGUAUCUCGCUUUUUGCCGUCGGAUGUAUUGUGUUCGUCCUACCCUUGAGUUGGGCUGACUCUUUGUACCCGUGGAAUUCUUACCAGACGAUCCUACCCCUACUUCUAGGAGCCGCGGUUCUUGCGGUUUUCGCUUUCUACGAAGCCAAGCCAGAAUCGCCUGUUAUACCACAUCGAAUGUUCCGCUCCCGAACCGCGACAAUUACUCUUAUUGGCGCUAUCCCUUACGGCAUGUCAUUGAAUACACUUGUACAAUAUCUUCCUCUAUUCUACCAAGCCGUCAUGCUCGAUACCCGAAUCGGAUCAGCCGUAUCCUUAUUGCCCACCAGCGUUACUUGCGUUUUGGCCGCCGUUGCGUCUGUAAUCGCCGUAGGAAAAGCUGGUAUAGGGUACAGACCAAGGAUGUGGGUGGCUUGGGCUUUAGUAACAGCAGGAACUGGGCUGUUGAUCCUCCUAGACUCAACCUCGUCCGAAAAUAUGCGCCGCGGUAUUCCCGUAAUUUGGAGCGCAGGUAUUGGUGCACUUUUACGUCUUCAACAUCUCCCCAUGCAAGCAAGCGUACCGAGCGUUGACGACACCGGCUACGCCAUCUCCCUGCUACUGACAUUUCGAUGCUUAGGAGGUCUGCUUGGUCUCGCUAUCGGCUCUACAGUAUUCAGUAGUUUCUUCGGGCCGACCAUCGCAACUGUGGGACAGCUCCCCGACUCUCUCGCUCUCUUACGAGAUCCUCAUAACGCUAUUAACUUCAUUCCGACUUUGCGAACGCUCAAUCUCCCCGCCGACGCUAUAGCCCCGGUAUUAGAUGCGUACCUAAAGUCUUUCCGCGCCGUUUUCUACGUCAUGCUCGGAUUCUCAGGCUUUGGCUUAGUAACCUCUUUAUUCAUGGAGGAGCUGACCUUGCAGAAAGCCGAACGAGGACGACAGCAAUUCGAAUCAUAAUUCCUAAUACGACAUAAUAAGAUCUCACGCACGAAUCGGAAUCGAUGACGAGUAAUCCGGCUAUAGAGGGUUAGAUCCGGUAAAACAAUAUUAGAACAUAAUACGU
Messenger RNA from Hypoxylon trugodes, 2207 nucleotides. RefSeq names its product MFS general substrate transporter. Gene Ontology annotation, biological process: transmembrane transport. Bases 407 to 2101 code for a protein of 564 amino acids. The transcript has 2 exons. NCBI's taxonomy places the organism in Eukaryota, Fungi, Ascomycota, Sordariomycetes, Xylariales, Hypoxylaceae. Gene Ontology annotation, molecular function: transmembrane transporter activity. The record is from RefSeq and is a predicted model, not a curated record.